UGUCAUGUCUGGAAAAUGUCCUAGUUUCCGGUUUUAGCCUUAUGAAUAUAAAUUGUUAGCGUCUUUUGUCAGAAAAAACUCAACAAUUUUCGUCUUAAUCGUCAUUUAAACAUAAGUUCAGACUCAUGGAAGUCCUCAAGAACGCAGAACUAAAAUUCACAGCCGAUGCUCCACAAUUGCGCGUCUGCAGGGAAAAAAAGGAGGAGAAAACAUUUCUGGAUAAGGAGCGGCCAAAGAUCAAUGAGGAAGAGGAGGAGGAGGAGGGGGAACUCUGCAGCAGCCAGGAGGAAGAGCAGCUGUUCUUGAAGCAGGAGAUCAAAUCUGAAUGUGAUGAAAUUAUUGUAGUCCAGUUUGAAGACCCAUCAGAUAGAAAUAUCUAUGGGGAGGAGGAGACUGAUGAUGAGCAGCUUCUCUGGAAGCAGGAGAGGAGCUCCAGUCUGGAUGAAGAGGAACCAGAGCUUCCACUGAUCAAAGAGGAGGAGGAGGAGCACUUCAUCAGUGAGGAAGCAGAUCAGCUUGAACUGAAGCAGGAAAAUGAUGCUUUCAUGGUCACUGAGGAUGAUCAGGAAAACAUGGACUCCAACCCAGAACCAAGUGAGAACCCAGUUCUGGAAGGAAGCACUGGUAUAAGAAACAGUGAUACUGUGGACUCUCCUUCACAUGAGAGCUUACAUUGGUGUGGAACAUGUGGAAAGGUUUUUGCCAAACGUCGUAAUUUGACAAUUCACAUGAGAAUACACACGCGUGAAAGGCCUUCUUGUGAAAUUUGUAAGAAAACUUUUUGCCACGCAAAUAGUUUGCUGUGUCACAUGAGAACGCACACAGGUGAGAGGCCUUUUACCUGUGAAGUGUGUGAAAAGGGUUUCAUCAAAAGCAUUCACUUAAAAGUGCACAUGAGAACUCACACGGGAGAAAGGCCUUUUACCUGUGAAGUGUGUGAAAAAACCUUCAUUAAAAGUAGUCACUUUAAAGUCCACAUGAGGACUCACACAGGCGAGAGGCCUUUUACCUGUGAAGUGUGCGAAAAAACUUUCAUUAAGAGUUGGCAAUUACAAGUCCACAUGAGAACACACACAGGUGAGAGACCUUUUACUUGUGAACUAUGUGAAAAAAGUUUCACACAAAGUUGUCAAUUACAAGUUCAUAUGAGAACCCACACAGGUGAGAGGCCUUUUACCUGUGAGGUAUGUCAAAAGAGUUUCACUAAAAGUAUUCACUUGAAAGUCCACAUGCGAGCUCACACAGGAGAGAGGCCUUUUACUUGUGAAGUCUGUGGAAAAAGUUACACACAAAGUAGUCAUUUAUCAGUUCACAUGAAAACACACACUGGUGAAAGGCCUUAUACUUGUGAAAUUUGUGAAAAAAGUUUCAUUAAAAGUAGUCACUUUAAGGUCCACAUGAGAACUCACACAGGUGAGAAACCUCUUACUUGCAAAGCAUAAAACGUUUCAAAAUAGAUCCUUAAAGGUUCACACAGGUUUUUGACCUCACACAUGUGAGAAGCCUGUCUCUGCUGAAAUGUACACAUUAUGUACACAUGAGCAGAUGAAAUGUGUUAUUCUUGUAAAAAGUGUAAAAAGUUUUCUUUUAUUCUCUUCACAAACUGUCGACAAAAGAAAUCCCUCAAAUGAGAAUAUUAUUCUCUGUAAAUUUUGUGGAAUCUGUGUUAACGAAAGUGAAGCUUUGACGGCUUAUAUCAAAGUUCACACAUCUGAGGAACGGAACCAUAGUUUUAUAACCCAGAAAGUUACAUUGUUGUUCAAUCUUCAGAUUGUUCCAAAAAGUUCUGUUUGUGAAGGUUCACAAUUAGUCAAUGGACAAGACAGGGUUUCUUGCAAGAUCUUUUAAUGUUUUUUUUUUUUGUUUUUUGUAAAGGAAGAUUUAAAAAAAAAAGUACAAAAACAGAAAAGUUUCAAAUCUAAAGUAAUUUGGGCCCAACUGAAAAAAUAACGAAAUGAAACAAAACAUGUGGGCCUAAACUGAACAGGCCUGACCAGACUCAGACUCAUCCCCUGCCUUGACUCACUGGGGAAGCUUUAUAGACAGGGACAAACCAUACUGGACACAUGAGGGAGGGGAAAACUAACAAAUCAAACAUUCCAACCAAUUAAUCUAAUUACAAAACAGGAAAACAGAAACCAAACAAAAUUCAUUUAAUACAAAAAAAAUCUUCAACAAAAAGUGGAUUAAAUAAUUUCCUUUAAAAAAACAAAAAUAAAGUCUAUGAGGAGAGUUGGUAAUCCCUGCAGUUCCCCAGUGGAAUGUCCCAAUCUCUGCUGAUUACUAUGGAUGGGCUCACCUGGGAUGGAAACUCAGAAAACAAACAAAAGGGAUGAAACUAUUGUUCUUACUUAAAACAAAUGAAAUGUGUGCACCCACUGUUAAUUUAUUUUAAGUAAACAAAGUAAAAGUGAAUGUUUUACUUUUAAAGAAAAAUGAAAUAAAUAUUAACACCUAUGUGGUGGUUUGAGGUUCAACCACCACACUGUUGAAACUGCACCGUGUUCUGAAAAAGAAUACUAUUUUGUCUUUUUUGUGUGUGAUUAAUAGUCGCAUACAUGGAUCUAAAAUUAUGUAGUUAAACUCAAUGAAGAUUGAAAUUGUUUAUUAAAUGUGUACAAAUUUGAAUGUACAUUUUGAAAAAUUUGUAAGUUUUUCAUCAACAAAACAUGAUGGCUUGAGUUUUAAUAAUGAAAAAUAUUUGAUUCACAUCUAGGCUGUAUUGUGUUGGUAUUCUACUUAUUAGCAGUGUAACGAUCAAUCAACUUAAUCAAUGAAUCAAUUUGUAUUCCUAUAAUCCCACCAGCUUUAUCUUUCUGAGGCAUGCUGUUAAUCGAAUUGACCUAUAACAUUAUAUAACUGUUUUAACCCAAGAGAACCCAGACCCAUUUUUCCUGAAAAAUUAAAUAAUGUAGGAUACACCAGAAAAAAAAACAACAAAAAAAAGUCUUAUAUUUUACUGUUAGACUGAUGUCAUCAUGGGUUGUUAUGGGUUAAAGUGAAAUAAACAGUCAAUGAUUGAGGCACAGGUGUUUUUUUUAACUAUAACAUACAAACGACAAAGUGCCAUCACAACACGUAUGAUGGCGGUGCCAUUUUAUACGUUUUUCCAAUUAUAUAAUAAAUGUUUUUUUGUUUUAAUUCCUGUUUUCUCAUUACUGUUCUGUUAUCUCUGUCAUAUUUGGAUAAUUGCUUUGGAUAUGCGCUGAAUGUUUGACCAAUUGUUGUUUAAAUCAGAAACCUAUGUAUGAACAGUUUCAUGUUGAUGUAAACCAUAGAAGAAAGAUCUUUUGUUGUUCAUGAUUUUGUAAAUAAAGAUGGACGGAGGAACAA
This is a messenger RNA of Oryzias latipes (Japanese medaka), 3333 nucleotides long. RefSeq lists its product as uncharacterized. The record is from RefSeq and is a predicted model, not a curated record. Gene Ontology annotation, molecular function: DNA-binding transcription factor activity, RNA polymerase II-specific; RNA polymerase II cis-regulatory region sequence-specific DNA binding. Gene Ontology annotation, biological process: regulation of transcription by RNA polymerase II. NCBI's taxonomy places the organism in Eukaryota, Metazoa, Chordata, Actinopteri, Beloniformes, Adrianichthyidae. Gene Ontology annotation, cellular component: PcG protein complex; transcription regulator complex; chromatin.